Messenger RNA from Echinostoma caproni, 576 nucleotides. The record is from the annotation of a GenBank genome assembly. NCBI's taxonomy places the organism in Eukaryota, Metazoa, Platyhelminthes, Trematoda, Plagiorchiida, Echinostomatidae.
GAUUACUUCCAGGUUGAACACAAUUUAUCCAAUAAAUUCGAGAGCAGCUUCACGAAUUUUUCCGGCACGAGUACAACAGUUCCAUUGUUUGAUGUUCGAACUGAACAACAGCAACAACAACAACAACAACAACCUCCAAGUACCAAUGCCAACGUGGCCGCGCAAUCCGUCCAGACCAAGUCCCCUCGAUCUUUGGCAGACUAUUUUGCCCCACCAGACACUGUGCCAAACGACAUGGCUCCCACAAUACCGUCACUGUCUAACAAUGAUACAAGAGAAUGGCAAUUUUUCACGCCAUCCUCCACAAAUGCCGUUCUAUCAGAUCACUCGGAUGUUCCCACUGCGAUUUCGAAUUCGCAAAUGCCACCUGGAAAAGAAGAUCUUCAAUCGAACGGUCCAUCCCUUUACGAACCGGUUACCUUAACCGCACAAUCCACAUCACAGUCUUGUCCAGCCAACACUUCACAAAUUGACCUGAUUAUUGAACAAAAUCCAAUUGCUACUGUGACUGUUGAUGAUGGUUUGGAUCGGUUCACCCCUGGUUUGUCGGAAGAUGAGAAAUUCGAUAAUGUGUAA